AUGAUGGCAAACGGAGAUUCAAAGACAAAUGAACGCUCAGCAUUGUUGCCUAACCACAGCAGUGAAUCAUUCAAUGCAUCUCGAUCAGAAUCUAUGCGUCGUCGUUCAUCAACAUCCGCCAAUGAAGCCACGAAGAAAGAACGUUUUCGUGCUAUUCGUAUAUGUUAUUUUGGUAUGUUCGUCAGUUCAAUUGUGUUUAGCAUUACUGUUUCAUCACUAUGGCCUUUUCUACAAAUUAUUGAUACUUCUGCCGAGGCUACUUUUCUCGGAUGGCUUGUUGCAUCCUUUUCUAUUGGACAAUUAAUCGCAUCACCGAUCAUUGGUUAUGUUGCAAAUCGAACGGAUAAUAAUAAAAUGCCUUUAGUUGUUAGCACAGCAUUGAUUGUUGUCGCGAAUGUGCUCUACGGAUAUGUUCAAAGUAUAAAUAACUUUGGAAUCUCGAAUAAAUGGUGGCUGAUGAUUUCUCGUUUUAUUAUGGGAGUCGGUGCAGCAAAUUCAACGAUUAUGAGAUCGUACUCUUCAGCAGCAACCACACUGAAAGAACGAACAGCAGUUAUGGCCAAUCUAUCUGCAUAUCAAGGUGUUGGUUUCAUUCUUGGGCCUCUUAUUCAAGCUCUUUUUGCUUUUCUGGGCUAUCCCGGUCCUAUUCACAAACCUUGGCUCUAUUUUAAUAUCUAUACGGCUCCCGCGUUUUUUAGCGUGCUAACCGCGGGUAUUAACCUUGUGUUAUUCUUAGUAGCAUUCGACGAUGCACGAAUUAUCGUACCAUCGAGAAAGAGUAUUAGCAACAGCACAUCAAAUAAACGUAAUUCGCUGUCAAAAGUAGAUAAAAAUGAACACCGUGAUGAAACCAAGGCUAUUGUAUGUUGUCUCUACAUGUUUUUUAUCGCGUAUUUGACAUUUACAAAUUAUGAAACAAUUGCUUCGCCCCUCUCAAUCGAUAUGUACGCUUGGACUAAAGAGCAGAGUACAAGGGAUAAUGGUUACCUACUUGGUGCACUUGGUUGCAUGUCAGUAGUCGUUUUAAUCGUGACAAAAUUACUAGCAAAACGACUUCAAGAUCGUAUGUUAACGCUAAUAGGUUUAGUGAUCUGUUUUCUUGGAUAUUUCGUCUUCUUACCAUGGGGUUCUGAUUAUCCAAGUAUUCAAAUAGCUACACUUCCAUUUCCAACGAUGACUAUCGGCACACCGUCGAAUUCAUCCACACCGCUUUCACCCACAACUACAGCUGAUCCCGGUGAUAAAGGUUGUCCCCUUGAUUAUCAAUGGUGUUAUUACACUCCACGUGUACAACUAUGGCAAUAUAUCAUGGCAUCCGUCAUCAUUACCAUCGGCUUUUCAAUUUGUAAUGUAAUAUGCUAUUCAAUCUUUUCGAAGAAACUGGGCGAUCGUCCUCAAGGUACUAUGAUGGGUAUAUUCACAAGUGCUGGCUCGUUAGCACGUGCUUUCGGCCCCAUUACCGUCGGCUUUCUCUACAAGCAUUGGGGUCCGCGUGUAAUGAUGAUUUUUAUGCUCGUGUUCGUUUUCACCGGUAUCUUGUCAUUACUAUUUAACUAUCCGCGAUUGUAUAUUGAAAAUGAAGACGUCAACGAACUUGACGAUGAUGUUAACGAGGAAGACGAAGAGAGAAAUAUUAAUGCAGUUAAUUAA
Adineta ricciae is the source of this 1650-nucleotide messenger RNA. NCBI's taxonomy places the organism in Eukaryota, Metazoa, Rotifera, Eurotatoria, Adinetida, Adinetidae. The record is from the annotation of a GenBank genome assembly.